AUGGUCUUGACACUGGUGGGACUCGGCUUAAAUGAUGAGCGCGACGUCACCAUCCGCGGCCUUGAGGAGAUUCGCGCGGCGGACAUCGUCUAUCUCGAGAACUACACAGCUACCCUCAAUGUAGACGCCAGCCGACUUGAACGUUUCUUUGAGAAACCGAUCGUAUUAGCAGACAGAGACUUCGUUGAGGGAAAGGCAGAGGCCAUGUUGGAAGCUGCAACCAGUAAACGAGUCGUCUGCCUUGUAGUCGUUGGAUAUGCGUGCAGACGAGCUAUUGUUUGCUGCUUUGAACGCGUUGUGCAUUUUUGCUUGAAGUUGUAUCGCUUCGGCGAAACGGUCUCGAUUCCAUUCUUUGAUGGCGGUUGGAAACCCGUGAGUUUCUACGAGAAGAUAAAGAAGAACAGGGCGAACAACAUGCACACGUUGUGCCUCUUGGAUAUUAAAGUUAAAGAGCAGACAGUCGAGAAUAUGAUGAAGGGAAACGACAUCUUCGAGCCCCCGAGAUUUAUGACCGUCAACGUCGCCAUCGAGCAGCUCCUCGAGGCAGCAGAGAUGGAAAAUGACGAGGGCGCACUGAAUAUUUUGGCGUUCGGCUUGGCGCGAGUAGGGGCAGACGACCAGGCGAUUGUUUCUGGAACUCUUGAGGAGCUACGAAAUGCCGACCUAGGGGGGCCCUUGCACAGCCUGGUCCUGUGCGCCCCUGAGCUCCACGAAAUAGAACAAAAUUUUGUCGCUUUGCACCGGCUGACGCAGUAG
This is a messenger RNA of Eimeria mitis, 756 nucleotides long. RefSeq names its product diphthine synthase, putative. Gene Ontology annotation, molecular function: diphthine synthase activity. The record is from RefSeq and is a predicted model, not a curated record. The transcript is spliced from 8 exons. NCBI's taxonomy places the organism in Eukaryota, Apicomplexa, Conoidasida, Eucoccidiorida, Eimeriidae. Gene Ontology annotation, biological process: protein histidyl modification to diphthamide. The coding region runs from base 1 to 756 and encodes 251 amino acids.